Molecule: messenger RNA, 1595 nt
Organism: Pocillopora verrucosa
Lineage: Eukaryota; Metazoa; Cnidaria; Anthozoa; Scleractinia; Pocilloporidae
Product: saccharopine dehydrogenase-like oxidoreductase
Biological process (GO): glycolipid biosynthetic process
Cellular component (GO): lipid droplet; plasma membrane; mitochondrion
Source: RefSeq, a predicted model, not a curated record
AUGUCCUAAGUCAUUAUGGCGAGCAGCGAGAGGGAAUUUGCCAUCGUUGUUUUCGGUGCUAGUGGAUUCACCGGCCAAUUUGUGGUGAGAGAGGUGGCGAAGAACUGCAAGGGAAAGUUUAAGUGGGCUAUUGCUGGUCGCAGUAAGGACAAACUGGAGAAGGUUUUGCAGGAGACUGCCAGCGAACUUGGUCUUUUUGUGGGGGAUGUUGGCAUUAUGGUUGCAGAUUGUAGUGAUGAAGCUUCUCUCAGUACAAUGUGUUCUGCAGCAAGGAUUAUUCUGAACUGUGUUGGUCCGUACCGGUUUUAUGGGGAACCAGUAGUGAAAGCAGCAGUAGAAAAUGGAUGUCACCAUUUGGAUAUCAGCGGAGAACCAGAGUUCCUGGAAACAAUGCAGCAUAAGUAUCAUAACAAAGCUGUUUGUGCAGGAGUGCAUGUUGUGGGUACUUGUGGAUUUGAUAGCAUCCCAGCUGACAUGGGUGUGGUCUUUACCCAAGAAAGUUUUCCAGGGGAACUGUGCCAUUUGGAGAGCUUCUUGACAUUGCAUUCUGGUCCAAAGGGAUCAAAGGGGCAUUAUGGGACUUACCAGUCAAUCAUUUAUGGCAUAGCUAGUGAAAGGGAAGGAAAUCUGAAAAAUCUCCGAAAGGAAUUGUUUUCAAAGUCAAUGCCAAAGUUUGGACCUAAACUGGCCAGACGGAGUUUUAUUUCAUACAGUGAUGAGGUACAAAAGUGGUGCAUUCCCUUCCUUGGAGCUGAUCCAUCUGUGGUCAGAAGAACACAGCGGCACAACGUGGAAGUGCGCGACAAAAAGCCAGUCCAGUAUGGCGCAUAUGUGUCUCAGCCUUCUCUGAUGGUUAUUUUUCUUUUCUUGUUCUUUGGUUUCUUCUUUUACAUCUUGUGUCAGUUCAAGAAAGGACGUCAAUUGCUGGAAAAGCACCCAAAGUUCUUCUCGUGUGGCUUUUUCUCACAUAAAGGACCAACCAGAGAACAGAUGGCAGAAACUUCGUUUUCUUUCGUUAUGAAGGGAGCUGGGUACAGUAAAAAAGCUGUGCAGUCAGGGGAUGCCCCAGCUAAACUUGAUUGUCAGAUAGUAACCAAAGUGACAGGACCAGAGGCAGGUUAUGUUGCCACUCCUAUCUGCAUGGUACAGGCUGCUAUGGUGAUCCUGGAAGAGACUUUACCAAACAGUGGAGGCGUUCUUACUCCAGCUGCAGCUUUCACGGGGACAUCAUUGAUUGAUCGGCUCAAUGAAAAUGGUGUUGUGUUUUCAGUGCUUAGUUGCAAAGAAAGUGGAACAUACUAGCAGUUGCUCUCAGGACAACAGAAUGAGAGGGAAUGGAUAGGAACAUGAACUAUUUUGAAGUCCUAUGGUUCCCUUGAGGAUAAUUAAUAUCUUUUUUGUCAGAAAUUUUUUCUCAAUAUGGGUAGCUGAUAAGAGAAAAAUGGUUUUCUCAUAUCGGGAGCAAAACGUGAACGUGUGUUGAAGAUGCUGAACUAAUUAAUAACCAGACACCUUCAUAUAUCACUUGUUACCAAUUUAUUACAUUCAUUUUAAAAUCGCAAAAUUCGGGCGCUCAAAUACAGGAUUUCUAAGUC